This is a messenger RNA of Acanthoscelides obtectus, 731 nucleotides long. NCBI's taxonomy places the organism in Eukaryota, Metazoa, Arthropoda, Insecta, Coleoptera, Chrysomelidae. The record is from the annotation of a GenBank genome assembly.
GCUUUACUCACCUUAACAAAAUAAUCUAACAAUCUCACUCCUAAUUUUAUACUAUUCUAAACAUGAUGUUGUACACACUUUCCCAGCGUGUGAAGCAACAUGUUUUGUUUUUGCUUCAAAGACAAAACUGCAGCAGUUCUUAUCGCAUUUUUAAAUUUGAUUGUUGGAGUUAUGGGGAUUUUCUAUUUUACACCAAAGAUCUAUUAUGAAAAUAAUGAUUUGGAUAGUGACUAUUUAUGUUUCUCAGUAGUAACCUUAAUUGCCGCUGGAAGCCUAGCAAGUGCUUUAAUUUGGGAAAAACCUACACUGGUAACAGUCUAUCACGUAUUACAAAUUUCAGUCAUGUCGAUCUUCGUUGCCCAUGCUAUCUUUUUCAGAACGACCUUGAUUUUAUACUUUCAGCUACUGACGCCCUGUCUAGGUAAGUAUAUUUAUCAGUUCGAGAUCGGGAGUCACUGGACGUAAAUGGCAACAUUAAUAUACUGUUGUUCCCUGACUGUUGUGUAACUUAAGGCCUAGAUAACUGGCAACCAUGUGAAAUUCACAAACGACUCGUCAAAUAAACAAUUUGAGGCUAAAAAGUUUUGAAUAGCUUCUGUCUCCAUAAGUUUAUAAUUCACACUUUUCCUGGGUGCUCUCCACCGUGGCAUUUUCCAAGGUGGAUUUAACUUGUUACAUAGCUUUCCUACGGGAAAUAUUAAACGGUUCUGUUUAGUAACAAAAGAGCAACG